This is a messenger RNA of Suillus bovinus, 2066 nucleotides long. RefSeq lists its product as uncharacterized. NCBI's taxonomy places the organism in Eukaryota, Fungi, Basidiomycota, Agaricomycetes, Boletales, Suillaceae. The transcript has 5 exons. The record is from RefSeq and is a predicted model, not a curated record. The coding region runs from base 38 to 1834 and encodes 598 amino acids.
GACAGAGUUCCUCCCCCAUUACUCCUCAUCCUACGCCAUGACUCGGAAGGACUCACUCGUUUUCGCAUACUAUUGCUCUGGGCAUGGCUACGGCCAUGCGACACGCGUCUCCGCGUUCGCCCGCCACCUUCUUAACCUCGAUUCUCGGAUGACGGUACACAUUAUCUCGUCUGCUCCAAGGCAUGUUUUCAACGACAGCAUUAGUCUCGGGGUCCUCUAUCGUUUCGCCGAAAUCGACCCAGUUGUUGUACAGCCCGUGGCAUACCGGGUCGAUCGUCACAGGAGUGUUGAAGCUCUCAGGUCCUUUUUAGCGCGCAAGGAAUCUCUUCUGGAGAAAGAGAAAAAGUGGCUGUUCGACAUACAGGCUGACUGUGUUCUUAGCGAUGCUGCCUUCCUUGGAUGUCUUGCCGCAAAUGUUGCGGGGUUGCCUUCCAUCCUCAUCUCAAAUUUUACAUUCGACUCCGUAUACAGCUUCCUUUCAACAAAAUUUGUGGACCAAGUCGAUGUGUCUCUCGGAGAUGAACUUCCGAUGGAUAAUCACAGUCCGGACUGUCCAAUCUCAGACGAUGAGCUUAAUCCUUUGGUUCAACAGAUAUAUGAUGGUUACCGCUGCGCGGACCUUCUUGUUCGACUUCCCGGAUGUAUACCUAUUCCAUCGUUCUCGACUUCCCCAUCAUUACCAGCGCCACCCUGGACUGACCAGGGCAGCAACACACUCCUAGAUGAGAUUGUAGAUCAUCUUGUCCAGAAGCCCACUACGCAUCUACUCCAUCCUUCGAUACCUUUCGCCAAUUCGCAUCCUGAGAAACCGCUUGCGCGUAGCAUCAUCCAAGCUCCCCUUCUCGUUCGCGGUAUUAGCAAGGGCCCAGACACAGUUUAUUCCCCCAUUGGUCGAUCCCGAUUUCUUUCGUCGCUUGGUGUCCCUGAACAUCUACACAAUCCAGAUGAGACGAAGAUUCUAAUUGUUUCAUUUGGCGGACAGGUCUUCCAGAGGCCAUCAUCCAGUCGUGGGAGCAGCACGGGUAACUCAAGUCCAGGAUGUAGAACACCUCAAAGUUAUCCUCCUACGGAGCUACAGCAAAUUCCCGAUAGCCCGCAAAUGUCAAAGAUACCUCCUUGCAAUGACGCUCUCAGCAAAAUGGACCGGUCAUACUGUUGUUCCAGCAUCCCUCGUGUCAUCAAGCACGAACGGAGCCCUACGUUUGACAAUUUAUGCGCGAUGUUGACCAAAACAAAGUCUUCUUUCAAGAAUACUACCCAUUCAUAUUCCGAUCCCGAUCCCUCGGUUUCGGACAUGAUGUUUAAUCAUGCUGUAGAUGACUUCGACACACGGCUGUUACCGGACUCGUCAUGGAUCGCAAUUGUAUGUGGAGUGUCAAAAUGGGGUCCGGAUGGGGCAGACGAACAGCCUCCUGACAGGUUUUUUGUCGCCCCUAAAUACGUCUACAUGCCUGAUCUGACAGCUGUGGCUGACGUUCUGCUCGGCAAACUAGGAUAUGGGACGGUUUCGGAAUGCGUCGAUUCUUGCACGCCUUUCGUUUAUGUCGCACGUCCACUUUUUGUGGAAGAGCAUGGCCUGAGGCUGCUACUCGCACAGGAAGGAGUUGGAAUCGAACUCCCUCGAGUCGCUUAUGAGGCUGGCGACUGGGCUUCUGCUGUGGAAGAGGCAUGGUCGUUGGGCCGCGAUACGAAAGCGGAAAUGCGUAGGAAAGGUAUGUUAGGUGUUGGAAUGAAUAAGCGAGAAGAAGAAGGCGCGUUACUUGCGGGACAAGUGACAGAUUGGGUCAGGGCUUGGCACGAUUCGAUAGCGCAGAGGACGAUAUCCGAGAUCUGAUGUCUGUCGCGAUGGAUCGCUAGAGGCGGCGGCGACCUUCAUUGUCUACAUUAUAACAUAUCAUACGUUAAUACAUACCACACCCUCAGGGCUGCGUUUGCAUAAUACAUUGACACCAAUUAGAAUUCUGUCGUACUAUCACUCACUUAAGACAUCAUGUGCUGCAUGGAGCUACAAUGAGCACGAAGACCCUGUUUUUGCAUUCCGAUUGACUGGGCGGUUGAUUAUCUCC